AUGUUCACGGAAUUGGGUUCAAUGUACCUGGUGUUGUCAGUAGUAGAACUGGUCGUUGGAAUGCUGGGGAACGUGUUCAUUGGAGUGGUAAAUUGUUUGGAGUGGGUCAAGGAUCGAAAGGUCUCCUUAGCUGACAGCAUCCUCACCUGUUUGGCUGUCUCCAGAAUUAGUUAUCUGUUGGUGGUGUUGUUUGAUUCAUUUAUAACAAUACUAUCUCCACAUUUUGGCUUUUAUACAGCAGCAAGCUCCAUUGCUAAACUUUGGAAUGUGACCAAUCACUUUACCACCUGGUUUGCCACCAGCCUAAGCAUUUUGUACUUCCUCAAGAUAGCCCACUUCUCCCACCCGCUUUUCCUUUGGCUGAAGUGGAGGAUGAACAGAGUGGUUUUUGGACUCCUUGUAUUUUCUUUGUUCCUCCUGACUUCUGAUGUGCUAUUGCUAGAUAGAAUUACUGAUAGCAUAGUGUUUAUGUAUGCAACAGGUAAAAGUAAUCUAACUUUAUAUUUAGAUGAAAGUAAAAUUCUUGAUGUUAAAUCCCUGAUUUUUCAUUGCUUGGUUUCUCUGAUCCCCUUUGUUCUGUCUCUAGCCUCAUUGUUCCUAUUAUUUCUGUCCUUGGUGAGACACACCAGAAAUCUGGAACUCGGCUCUGUGGGCUCUGGAGAUGCCAGCACCAAGGCCCACAAGAAGGCCAUGAAAAUGGUCUUGUCUUUCCUCUUCCUCUUCAUAAUUCACUUUUCAUUCACACAAGUGGCACCUUGGCUGUUUCUUUUAUUUCAUAAAAGCAAGUUAAUUAUUUUUUUUAUGUUAGCAUUAAAUAUCUUUCCUUCAGGCCACCCAUUUAUUCUGAUUCUGGGAAAUGGCAAACUGCGACAGACAGCCUUGCGGGUUCUGUGGUAUCUUAAAUGCCACCUGAAAAGAGCAAAUCCCUUAGCUUUCUACAUAGGUUUUCCAGAGUCCUUUAUGAGAAAGUAA
Sciurus carolinensis (gray squirrel) is the source of this 972-nucleotide messenger RNA. It is a transcript of the gene Tas2r42, whose product is annotated as taste 2 receptor member 42. The record is from RefSeq and is a predicted model, not a curated record. Gene Ontology annotation, cellular component: membrane. Lineage: Eukaryota; Metazoa; Chordata; Mammalia; Rodentia; Sciuridae. Gene Ontology annotation, molecular function: G protein-coupled receptor activity. Bases 1 to 972 code for a protein of 323 amino acids. Gene Ontology annotation, biological process: sensory perception of taste; G protein-coupled receptor signaling pathway; detection of chemical stimulus involved in sensory perception of bitter taste. The transcript has a single exon.